Messenger RNA from Penicilliopsis zonata CBS 506.65, 1166 nucleotides. RefSeq lists its product as hypothetical. The transcript has a single exon. The coding region runs from base 51 to 1088 and encodes 345 amino acids. Gene Ontology annotation, molecular function: oxidoreductase activity, acting on NAD(P)H. NCBI's taxonomy places the organism in Eukaryota, Fungi, Ascomycota, Eurotiomycetes, Eurotiales, Aspergillaceae. The record is from RefSeq and is a predicted model, not a curated record.
AGACAAGAUUCAUAUACCAUCGAUCUCUCUCUGUUUUCUGUGCUCUCAAAAUGGCCUCAGAGAUGCCCUCCAACGUCGCCGCUUGGCUCGUCGCCGAAAAGGCCAAUCCCCUCGAGAUCAAACCAUCCGAGUUCGCGCUUCCUGCUGCGGACGAAAUUGUCAUAAAGAACAGCGCUGUGGCUAUCAACCCGAUCGACUGGAAGUUGCAGACCAUGGCCCGCUUCCCGCUCCAGUACCCCGCCGUGCUUGGGGAAGACGUGGCAGGCGAGGUUGUCGCUGUAGGCCAGAAUGCAGCCUCGCGGUUUCGCAAGGGCGAUCGCGUGGCUGGCUUUGCGCUUGGGUUCACCACUCCGCGCGCCUGCGAUGGUGGCUAUCAGCAGUACUCGGUCGUGUUGGCGCGGCUAGCAUCGCAUAUCCCGGAGAAUCUCUCGUUUGAACACGCUGCCGCGAUUCCGCUGGCAACGGCGACAGCGGCAGCUGGUCUGUUCCAGAAGAAUUACCUCGCUCUACACCCGCCAUCUAUGAAUCCGACCCCGACCGGCCAGACGCUGCUGGUCUGGGGCGGUGCCUCGAGCGUUGGCAGCAGCGCGGUGCAGCUGGCCGUCGCUGCAGGCUAUGAAGUGUUCACGACUGCCUCGCCGCGCAACUUCGAGCGUGUCAAAGCGCUAGGUGUCGCUCAGGUUUUCGACUACGCCGCUGAUGACGUUGUCAAGCAAAUUGUCACUGCGUUAGCCGGGAAGAAGCUGGCAGGAGUUCUUGAUGUGAUCAACAAGCAGGGAGAUGCCAUAUCCAAGUGUGUCGAGGUGGUGCGCCAGACACCUGAGGCUCGCCAGGUGAUCUCAACGGUUGGGCCUAUCCUACCGAAGCUAGAAGGCAUCGAAACGAUCGGCAUCUUCGCCAGCACGAUCAAGGACAACGAGGUGUCACGAGUGAUCUAUGAGGACUUUCUACCAGCGGCACUAAAAGGUGGACAGUACAAGGCUGCGGUUGACAUUCGGGUUGUGGGACACGGACUGGAGAGUAUUCAGACUGCGCUGGACGAGUAUGCAAAGGGGGUGUCUGCUACCAAGUUGGUGGUAACUCUGUGAUAAAGUAGCCUAUCCAGAUCAAGUUAUUAGAACCAUACAAAUAGACAGGAUAUUUUUUCUAAUCAAUCUCACUCUGAA